AUUCCAGCAGGAAGAACAAUAUUAUUGAAGAACUUUAAUGUUUUGAGGUAUAAUGAUGAAACAAAGAAGCAAGAUAGUUUUCCUGUUGCUGUGUAUGUGAACCUAGACACAGGAGAUGACAUGAAAGUUUUUAACACAAAGCUUCAAACGGUAGUGAGAGAACAACUGACUGCGGAAGGACAUCCAUUACCUUCAGAAGUUACCAUAGCAUAUAAUUUUGAAACAAACUCAAUAGAUUUUAAAGUCAUCUCUGCAAAGAAGUCAGGUUUUACAUUUAAUGAAGCAGAUGUAUAUUCGAAUGAAAACUUCAAAGCUAUUGCAUGGUUAGAUAAUGACGAUUGCUUUAAGAAAAUAUUUAAAUUCAGUGACUCAACGAUGUCAAUAGAUGACCUUCGUGGAAUGUUACCAUCGACGUUUACAGUAGAAGGUUCAGCAGGAUUGCUUACAAGAUUGUCAAUUGGUGGUAUUUGGUCUCGUGAGAACAUUGUUAUAAAAUCCAGUAUAAGUGAAUUUGCUGAAGAAUCUAUAUUAUGUCUUUCAAACUACAUGUAUUCGCCGCCGAAGCAUUAUAGUAUAACAAACUUUGUCAGUAAGUUUAACAUAAGACUUGUCGAACCUUCUUCAAUGAAAGAUGUUGUGCUACCUAAAGAUGGAAAGGAUGGACUCAUUAUUGAGAUGAUUUUAAUAGCAUAUUAA
Trichomonas vaginalis G3 is the source of this 696-nucleotide messenger RNA. RefSeq lists its product as uncharacterized. The transcript has a single exon. The record is from RefSeq and is a predicted model, not a curated record. Lineage: Eukaryota; Parabasalia; Trichomonadida; Trichomonadidae. The annotation marks the transcript as partial.